This is a messenger RNA of Cotesia congregata, 777 nucleotides long. The record is from the annotation of a GenBank genome assembly. Lineage: Eukaryota; Metazoa; Arthropoda; Insecta; Hymenoptera; Braconidae.
AUGAAAACCUAUGAAAAAUUAAUUAUUUUUUUUGUAGUUUGUAGUGUAGCAAAUGGAUUCCAUUCGAAGUUAAAAAAAAAUUCUCCUUUAUUCAUUGUGCAAAAUACAAACGGCAACGAGGAUUUUGUAUGCCAAGGUGUAUUGAUUAGUCCAAGUUUGAUUCUUAGUAUAGGAGAUUGUGCAAGAAGUUUAUACUUCUCGUCCAAUAACAGCGACACCUACGUCUACGACAAUUCAUUAAAUCGAAAAUACAUAAGAAGAAAUGACUAUUACUUUAUCCGUAACGUCGCAUUGAUUAAGACAGAAGAUUCAGUAGUUAAAGAAAAUCCUGAUGACUAUAUUUUUAAAUUAGCGAGUGAUGUUGAGGAUAUCGAUUACACUAAAUGCAAGCUCCAGUCAAUAGAAUCAGACAUCAUUAAGGAUUAUUCCUGUGCUUUAGAAAACAACCUUCAAAAUGUAACCAAAAUGGGGCAUCACAAUUAUAUUCAUUGUGCACUUAUUGACCACGAUAACAUAAAGUACGGAGAUCUUCUGACAUGUUCAAGAAAAAAUUCUAAAGAAAUGGUUUUAGUGGGAUUCGAGUAUCACAUUUACUAUAAAUGGAGCUAUAAAUACCCUACUGAGCCGAUAAGCAUGCAGUUUAUAAAUUUAUCCAAUUUAGGAAUGAUUAUCAGGCAUAGACUGAAUUCACUUCGGUGGAUGUACGAAAAAGACUUUUUCCUUAAUGCUGAAAAUAUCAGAAUUUUUUCGAUACUAAAUAUGUUUAAAGAGAAUUAA